This is a messenger RNA of Neopelma chrysocephalum (saffron-crested tyrant-manakin), 979 nucleotides long. Its product is annotated as glutamine amidotransferase-like class 1 domain-containing protein 3A, mitochondrial. NCBI's taxonomy places the organism in Eukaryota, Metazoa, Chordata, Aves, Passeriformes, Pipridae. The record is from RefSeq and is a predicted model, not a curated record. Bases 27 to 701 code for a protein of 224 amino acids. The transcript is spliced from 4 exons.
UCCAGGGAAUCCUGCUCCGGUGCUCCAUGGGUAAGAGGGUGGCUGUGGUGCUGGCUGGCUGUGGGGUCUACGAUGGGAGCGAGAUCCACGAGGCUUCGGCUGUGCUGGUGCAUCUCAGCAGGGAGGGGGCACAGGCAGAGGUUUUUGCUCCCAACAUCUCCCAGAUGCACGUGGUGGACCACGUGAAGGGGCAGCCGACGCCAGAGCAGCGCAACGUGCUGGUGGAAAGUGCCAGGAUAGCCAGAGGGAACAUCAAGGAUCUGGCUCAGCUGGAUGUCAAGGGGCUGGAUGCCCUGAUCAUUCCAGGUGGCUUUGGAGUGGCCAAAAACCUGAGCACUUGGGCCACCCAAGGCAAGAACUGCAGCGUCUGCAGGGAGGUGGAGGACGUGCUGAGGGCCUUCCACGCUGCCCACAAGCCCAUCGGGCUGUGCUGCAUCUCCCCGGUGCUGGCAGCCAAACUCUUCCCGGGCUGUGAGGUGACAGUGGGACACGACACCGAGUGUGAGAAGUGGCCCUAUGCCAAGACUGCCGAGUCCAUGCGGGAGCUGGGCUGCAAACACGUCAACAGCCACGUCACCGAGAUCCACGUGGACCCCAGGAACAGGCUGGUGACCACCAGUGCCUUCAUGUGCAACGCCCCCAUCCACGAGAUCCACGACGGCAUCGGGAACAUGGUCAAGGAAGUGGUCAGGCUUGCCUGAAGGCCACAAAGUCCAGCUCCUUCCCCUCUUACAUGUCAUCAGGAAAAGUGUCACCCAACUGGAGUUCUGCCCCCUCCACGCCCUUUCCCACACCACUGGUGGCUGUGAGGAGGGACAGCCUGGAGUUGUAGUGUUCUGCCACGGCAAACUGGCAGCAAUGGGGGUGUGGGCACACACUGAGCUGGCACAGAGUCAUGGAAUGGUUUGGGUUGGGAGGGACCUCAAAGCCCACCUCAUCCAUGGGCAGAGACGCCUUCCACUGUCCCAGGCUGCUCCAA